AACACUUUUCCGCCUUGUGUGAGAAGAUUAAAGAUCCACAAGGCCGAAAGAAUAUUUUGAAGAGACAAGGACGUUGCUUUCUAUGUUUGAGAAAGGGUCAUCGAAUAAACCAAUGCACCUCCAAUAGAUGCCGCAAAUGCCCAAGAAAGCAUCAUCAGUCAAUCUUUGAAUUUAAUUCGAGUCGACCACCACAGGACCCAUCGAGUCAACCACCAGAGAACAAACCUGGGCAAGCUUCCAUGACUGGAGCUGUUGUCAAUGAAUUGUCAAAUGGUACAACCACUACAUCUGUGACAAGAAGUCAAGCAAGAGUGUUGUUACGGACAGCAAGGACAUAUGCAUAUUCGAAUGAAGGAUCAGAAGUCUUACCUGUCAGAGUGCUCAUUGAUACUGGAAGUCAAAGAUCGUACAUCACAACUGGUCUACAGCAAAAGCUUGGUUUGAAACCCAUCAAGAAAGAAUCAUUAAAUCUUAAUACCUUUGGUGAUGCCGGUUUCUUGAAGACUGUGAUUUGGUCCAAUUAA
This is a messenger RNA of Paramuricea clavata, 524 nucleotides long. NCBI's taxonomy places the organism in Eukaryota, Metazoa, Cnidaria, Anthozoa, Malacalcyonacea, Plexauridae. The record is from the annotation of a GenBank genome assembly.